GAUCCUUCAGGUCCCGCUUCCGGUUUCGUCGCCCUGCGCUGGUUCACAGGGUGUGUGCAGCGGCGACACCUUUGUGGGCUGCGGGGCGUUCGUGGCCCCUUCUAGAAACCUCUCGUCAGCCGAGCUGGCGCGCGUGCUGCUGGGUAACGGGCCUGCUCGGGCGGCCCCGGGCCGCUCCUGCUCCGCUCGCCCGUGACCUCCAGGGCCCCCCGACGACAGGCCUGCGGGAGCCGCGGCCGAAGACAUGGGACUCCCUCGGUACACCUGCGGCGGCCACCUUGACGAGGGGAGCGGCGGUGUCUUCGAGGAAACCGGAAGCCCGUGGUGACCCCUGGCGACCCGGUUUGUUUUCAGUCGGUUUCCAAACACUGGGGAAGCGAAACCCGGUGGCCUUGGGGGCGGCCCUACGUAGCCAGGGUUCAGGGAUUUAACAUAGAAUCCCAGGCUUCUCUAUGCUAGAGAGAUGCUCCUCCGCUAGACUUCAGCAGCAGUCCAGUGACUGUGUUUGUCUAUUCUUGAUACUAAGUUGCUAAAGAUUAUUGGAAUCUGCCAUGGACACACUAGUAGAAGAUGACAUCUGCAUUCUGAAUCAUGAGAAAGCCCACAGAAGAGAGACGGUGACUCCACUCUCAGGGUAUUCAGGAGAUGAGUCUGUUGCUUCACAUUUUGCUCUUGUCACCGCAUAUGAAGACAUCAAGAAGAGACUUAAAGAUUCAGAGAAAGAAAACUCUUUCUUAAAGAAAAGAAUAAGGGCUUUGGAAGAAAAGCUUGCCGGAGCUCGAGCAGAUGAAGAAACAAGUUCUGUGGGACGAGAACAAGUGAAUAAGGCCUAUCAUGCAUAUCGAGAGGUUUGCAUCGAGAGAGACAGCUUGAAGAACAAAUUGGAGAAAAUAAAUAAAGACAACACUGAAUCUUUGAAAGUAUUGAAUGAACAGCUACAGUCUAAAGAAGUAGAGCUUCUGCAGCUAAGAACAGAGGUGGAAACUCAGCAGGUGAUGAGGAAUUUAAAUCCACCCUCAUCUAACUGGGAGGUAGAAAAGUUAAGCUGUGACUUGAAGAUCCAUGGUUUGGAACAAGAGCUGGAGCUCAUGAGGAAGGAAUGCAAUGAUCUCAAAGUAGAGCUGCAGAAAGCCAAACAGACGGGUCCAUCUCAGGAAGACAUUCUGCAGGACAGAGAUCGCAUCAGAGCAAGCUUGUCGAGGGAGGAGCACACUCCACACCAGGGCCUUCUCCACAGUGAUAACAUGCAGCACGCAUACUGGGAGCUGAAGAGGGAGAUGUCUAACCUACACCUGGUGACGCAGGUGCAAGCAGAACUACUCAGGAAACUGAAGACCUCAGCUGCAGUCAAGAAAGCCUGCACCCCAGCAGGAUGUGUUGAAGACCUUGGGAGAGACAGCACGAAAUUGCACUUGACAAAUUUUACUGCAACAUACAAAAGACAUCCCCCUUUGUCACCAAAUGGCAAAGCUGCUUGUUAUGCUCCAUGUCCUUUACCAGGAGAUAUAAAGGUUUUAUCAGAGAAAGCAGUUCUUCAGUCGUGGACAGAUAAUGAGAGACUGAUUCCUAAUGAUGGUACAGACUUUCAGGAGCACAGCUCCUAUGGCAGAAAUUCUCUGGAAGAUAAUUCUUGGGUAUUCCCAAGCCCUCCUAAAUCAAGUGAGACAGCAUUUGGCGAAAAUAAAAACAAAACCUUACCUUUACCCAACUUGCCACCACUGCAUUACUUGGAUCAACAUAAUCAGAACUGUCUUUACAAAAGUUAAUUUGAUGGGACUCUUGAUUUGAACAGGAGGACGCCAACUCCCACUGGUUUACCAAGAGGUUAUUUAGACUGGAAGUGGACUUUGAUUAAAACCUUGCAGUUCUCCAAUAUGUACAUUUGUACAUUCUGUACAACAUUAUAUAUAGUGGAUUUCCAGUAUGAAAACUUCCAGUUGUACCUUCAAUAACACUUAAAAGGUUUUGCUUCUUGGAUUAAGAAUGGAAAUGGAAAUUCUAGACAUGGUUUCAUAAAGUAUGUGACCUGCCUAAAUACCUACUCAUUAAAUAAAAAGCAGCCUUUAAUAUAAAAAAAAAAAAAAAACAUGUCUUCUGGUUCA
This is a messenger RNA of Alexandromys fortis (reed vole), 2102 nucleotides long. It is a transcript of the gene Azi2, whose product is annotated as 5-azacytidine induced 2. The transcript has 9 exons. Gene Ontology annotation, biological process: canonical NF-kappaB signal transduction. The record is from RefSeq and is a predicted model, not a curated record. NCBI's taxonomy places the organism in Eukaryota, Metazoa, Chordata, Mammalia, Rodentia, Cricetidae. Gene Ontology annotation, cellular component: cytoplasm. The coding region runs from base 552 to 1766 and encodes 404 amino acids.